Molecule: messenger RNA, 1314 nt
Organism: Candida dubliniensis CD36
Lineage: Eukaryota; Fungi; Ascomycota; Pichiomycetes; Serinales; Debaryomycetaceae
Gene: SSN8
Product: cyclin-dependent protein serine/threonine kinase regulator
Exons: 1
Coding region: 1-1314 (437 amino acids)
Biological process (GO): positive regulation of transcription by RNA polymerase II
Cellular component (GO): nucleus; mediator complex
Molecular function (GO): cyclin-dependent protein serine/threonine kinase regulator activity
Source: RefSeq, a predicted model, not a curated record
AUGUCAGCCGAUUAUUGGAAUUCAUCACAACGCAAUCAAUGGCAAUUAACUCGAUUCUCAUUAUUAGAAUCAAGAAGAAGAGUGUUAUUACUUGAACGGAAAAUGAUUCAAAAUGGAUUAAUCAAAGAUUACCCCAACAUAAUAUAUGAUUACAAUAUGAGGAUAUAUCUUCAUAAUUUAUUAAUCAAAUUAGGUCGAAGACUAAAUAUUAGACAAAUAGCUUUAGCCACUGCUGAAAUUUAUUUGACUCGUUUUCUUACUCGAGUUUCUCUUAAAGAGAUCAAUGUUUAUUUAUUAAUAACUACAUGUAUUUAUGUUGCUUGUAAAAUUGAAGAAUGUCCUCAACAUAUUAGAUUAAUUUUAUCUGAAGCCAGAAAUAUAUGGCCAGAAUAUAUUCCUCAUGAUGUCACUAAAUUAGCUGAAUUUGAAUUUUAUUUAAUUGAAGAAAUGGAUCUGUAUUUAUUAUUGCAUCAUCCUUAUAAAUCAUUAAUACAAAUCAAUGAUUUUUUAUCGAAUAAUUAUAAUAUAUAUGGCUUUAAAUUAACGGUGGAAGAAUUACAAAAUGCUUGGAGUUUAAUUAAUGAUAGUUAUAUUACUGAUCUUCAUUUGUUAUUACCUCCUCAUACCAUAGCUGUGGCGGCUAUAUAUAUCACUGUUGUAUUGAAAAAGAAUUUAUCUCGAGUGAGGCAAGGUAAUAGCAAUGAUAAUACUAUGCAUAUUUCCACUGGAAGUAGUACCAAUCCAAUUAUCAACAACACCACCACCACUUCUGCCAAUAUUACCCAUAACAACAAUAAUAACAAUAAUACUAAUAAUAAUAAUGGAACUGCUGCCACUGCCACCACUACUAAUGAGGGCCAAGUUCCUGGUCAAGACGAUAAUACUGAAAUGAAUAUAGACGAUUUAAUGAACUUGACUAAAUCAAGUAAUACUAGUCAAGAUAAAUCGGAUGAUAAAAUGGAUAUUGAUAAUCCAUCCCAACUGCAAAUAAACUUGUCACAAUAUCAAAUUCAAACACAGAACCAUCAACAAUCUACUCAUAAUAAUACUAAUAGUAGUAAUACUAAUACACCAAAUACACAAAUUCCACAAUCACAACCAAAUCAAGAAUUGAAUAAUUUCGAUUUAGACAUAUUAGAUGAAAACACUAUAAAGAUUAAUAAAUUUAUGAAUUUUUUAGAACAUUCACAUAUAAAUUUAGAUGAAGUCGUUGAGGCAGUACAAGAUAUGAUGAAUAUGUAUGUGUUAUGGAAUAGAUAUAAUGAACAAGGGGUUAAAAAGGCAUUACAAGUGAUGUUACUCAAUCGGAUUUAA